This is a messenger RNA of Leishmania major strain Friedlin, 1131 nucleotides long. RefSeq lists its product as hypothetical. The record is from RefSeq and is a predicted model, not a curated record. Lineage: Eukaryota; Euglenozoa; Kinetoplastea; Trypanosomatida; Trypanosomatidae. The transcript has a single exon. The coding region runs from base 1 to 1131 and encodes 376 amino acids.
AUGGAGGCAGAAGGCGUAGACGAGCUUCCUCUCACAGAGGCGUCGUUUCGGGCGCUCGAGGAGGCGUACGAGAGGCAGUGGUGCCAGACGCGGCUUCUGUGUGAAGCCCCAACGUCGUGCGCUGACGUUCAUGUCGUCGCCGCAGCUUCCAGCGCAGCUGAGCACAUGCGCCGCCUGUGGGCUGAUACAGUGCGACUCCAUAGACGGUUCGUCGAGGUGAAACAGCAUCGCGACCGUAGUUUCACGCAGGAGGAGCGGGCGUCUCUGCGUCUGCUCGGCUUCCGCUCACCGCCACCUGCCUCCAGUAGCGCGCUGACGCACACCAUGUCGCCAGUGCCAUCGCCUCUGCACACCCCUUAUGAAACAACCGCUUCUCGACAAGCGGGAGAGCUAGUUGCGUUACGCAAGGAAUGCGCGAGACUCCGACACGAGGGCGCACAGUUGCUGUCGAUCCUGGCAUGCUACCAGCUCCGCGAGGCGCAUGCUCUUGGGUUGGACAAUGGUGCAAGGAUUUCCUCACCUUCACAGGGAACAUCUACCUCCGCCUCCGACGCCUACGCGGAGCUCGCGGAGGUGCAGCGCCAAUACAGAUUGCUGCUCUCCCCAACAGCAGCGGAGUACACUCUCACCCCGCUUGACGGCGUUCAGCGGGCCGAGGACGUGGCCAUUGCAGAAGUGCUCGUCGAGUGCGGGUUUCCUCGCCACGUGAGCGUUGUUCGCCUUGGGCCAGAGGGCCUCUUUCUCAUCGAUCGCCCGGUGUGGAUCGGCUUUGCGUCUCCGCAGAGCGCCACGCUGAUGGUGCGCGACCCCGAAGGGCUCCAUCAUGGUUGCACGCUGGAGUCGUACCUCACGGCCGUGUAUGCACCGCUCCUUCGCGCUUUUCACUGGCAAAAGCCUUCGACGGGAGCGCAGCUGGCUGGAGGGAGUGCAGCCCCGACCAGCUCAGCGGCACUGUCCUUCCCGGCCGUCCCUGUUACGCCUGCGCCACUUCCCGAUGCGGUAAAACGGGAGAGAUCGCCGUCGACUCGGCAUUCUGUGCUGUCCCAGCUGACGUACGAGGAACUUGUGGAGCUCAAGCACACAACGCUGCCACGCCUUGGCCGCACCAGUGAGGCUGCUUCACCAUCGUGA